UUUUCAGCCAUUCCCAGAUAAGAAGGGGGCAGAAGUAAUUCUCUCUAGUCACUUCUGAAGCUGAAGCCACCAGAGAAGGGUGGAGGGAGUAAAAUCCAAAUUUCCAUUUAUUAGAUUUUGCUUGAUUUGUGAUUUUUUUCUAAAUAUAUUCAAAAGAAAUUGUUUUUGUAGACAUUGUAUUUUAAACAUAAUGUUUUCUCAGAAUUGAUUUCUUAUUUUUAAACCUUUAUACCUGCAUUUUUUCUUGUUUAGAUCUGCUUAUUCACCUUUUGCAUUUAUGAGGAAAGGAUAAAAUAUCAGCAAGCUGUCAGGAACCUGUCUAACAUCUUGCAGAUGGAUUCAUUCAUCUGAGAGAAAACUGACCAAAAGAAAUCAAAGGAAGAUCCUUCUUGGGAAAGUGAAGAGAGGUGGGCAUCUUUACCCCAAUUUGGAGCGGAAAAGUGAACAAUUCACCGUAAAACCAGGUUUCCUAACUUUUAGUUCUUUGCAUCCAACAAUUGAAGAGACAUUUAGAAAUUAGCAUACUGAACAAGCAGGAACAUCUGACCUCAUGGAUUCACUUUUGCAUGCAGAGGUUUGUGCAAAGUUCCUUUUAGGCUGAAUUGGGGUCAAAGUGUUAACAACCUUCCCUUGUUAAAAGGAGAACACUUUAAAACACAGAAGGUGCUGUGAUGAAAGGCCUGGAUCUCAGCCGGUGGUUGCUGGUGCUGCUGCUGCUUUGGACUUGGUCCACAGUCAGUGAUGGAGCAGGAGUUGGAGGCACAGAGCGAGCAGGAGCUGGAAGAAGCCAGAGAAAAGGAGGAGGCGCAGAGAAGAGGAAGAGGUUUCAUCGUAUCCAGCAUGGUCAGUGCAGUUACACCUUCGUCCUUCCGGAACUGGACGGAUGUCAGAGUGGAGGGUCCACAUCCCAGGCCGAACAUUAUGGGAGCUUUCGUGGAGGGGCGAGCGUUGUGCAGAGGGACUCACCACCAGUGGACGGCGAGUGGUCAGCACAGAAACUUCAGCACCUAGAAAGCAUAAUGGAGAACAACACACUAUGGCUGCAGAAGUUGGAAAACUUCAUACAGAAGAGUUUAAGGCGAGAUGCAGCUAACAUACAGUCGCACGUUGUUAACAACCAAACAGCCGCAAUGUUGGAAAUUGGAACAAACCUCCUCUCACAGACAGCAGAGCAGACACGGAAACUCAAUGUGGUUGAGGCCAAGGUCCUGAACCAAACAUCUCGAAUAGAGAUCCAGCUUCUGGAGAAUUCACUGUCCACCAACAAACUGGAAAAGGAGCUCUUACUACAGACAACAGAGAUAAGGCAAUUGCGAGAUAAGAACAGCCAUUUGGAAAGCAAAGUUCAGUUGCUUGAGUCUCAACAGAGAGGAGAGCUUGAGGACAUGAGACUAGAGAAGAACCGACUGCAGUCUGUGAUCAGGACUCAGAUGGUGGCUAUAGAGUCUCUAGAAAGGCAGCUGAGAGUCGCCACCAGCAACAACUCUGCCCUGCAGAAGCAGCAGGCCCAGCUGAUGGAGUCGGUACACACCCUCAUCGACAUGGUGGCCACGACUACAGGGUCGCCUCCUCGGAGCCAGGUGUGGAAGGACUGUGCAGAUGCCUACAAGGCUGGUCAUUCUGCCAGUGGUCUUUACCACAUUUAUGUCGGUAACAACACAGACCCUGUUCAGGUGUACUGUGACAUGGAGACGAGUGGCGGGGGCUGGACAGUCUUCCAGCGGCGCUUCAACGGCAGUGUGGAUUUCCAGAGGAGCUGGAAGGAGUACAAAAUGGGUUUUGGAGACCUGUCGGGGGAGCAUUGGUUGGGCAAUGAAGUUUUACACCUGCUGACCAGUCAGGGUCAGUACUCUCUGAGAGUGGAGCUGCAGGACUGGGAGGGAGUCUCUGCUCACUACCAGUAUGACCGGUUUACACUGACCAGUGAAAGACAGCAGUACAGGUUGUAUCUGAGAGGUUACAGCGGUACAGAGGGAAGGCAGAGCAGCCUGAUCACCCACGGGGCCGGCUUCAGCACCAGAGAUCAAGAUAAUGACAACUGCGAUCACUGCAAAUGUGCCUUGAUGCUAACUGGAGGUUGGUGGUUUGAUGCUUGCGGUUUCUCCAACCUAAACGGCAUCUACUAUACAGUCGGCCACAACAUCCGGAAGCUCAACGGCAUUAAGUGGCACCACUUCAGAGGCCCCAGCUACUCCCUGCGUUCCACUUUAAUGAUGGUCCGACCCUACGACUUCUAAGAAGACCCCUCCACAUUUUAGACAUGUGAAUGUUGGCAAUGAUCUCACAAGCAUAGGUCUGGAUUCUGUGUUCCUCGUAACAAUGCGCCUUACCUUCUGCUCCAUGGUCCAGCCAUGGUGCAUCCUCUGGAUCUGACAUGGUACAGUCCUUUAUUCAUGACCAAUAACUGAUCCACCUUUGAAGCCUUGAAGACUAAAGAACUUUACACUUACAAGCACCACUCCGAUGAAAGAUAAAACAAUAUAAAAAAGCAAGUUCAUUAUUUAAAUUCAUAUUUUAGAUGUUUCUAUAGCAGGACAUAUCUGCACUGUACAUUGCCUUUGAAGCCACAUGUUGACAUAGUUGUUUAUGUACAUUCCCAAAGACAUGAGUUGUGAUAAAACAUGCUGUUUGAGUAAAACAAAUACAAAUGUGUGCCAGCCCCUCGGAACUAAUGUGGGUCAAAUGGAUCAGCCUGCUAGCUGGAUUUUAGAUUUAAAGAAAAGAUCUUAAUACUUUCCUUCCACACAUGGUUACCACAUGUGAAAGGUUUGGAUGAAGUCAGGGUAGCAUGUUUAACCAUCAUCGUUCCUUAUUUCAAGGUUUAAAGCAAAACUUCAUAUAUGCAAAUAAUGCACCUUAUCAAUUUGAUCACAAUUAUUCCUCACUCUUCUUAUCAAGCAAACCAUACAUAGCAUUGUCUCUUUUAACACUUUUGAGGACGUUUAGAUGAUGGAAAAAAAGGUGAUAACCAAAUGAGUUUUGGUCAAAACGUAAGGAAAACUAUUUUUUGUUUGUUUUUUUUAGUUGUUUUUUUUUAUGUGGUCCAACGUCAUGUUCUCUAAAAAGUAUGAAAAAGUGGAAUAUCAUCAAAAACUAAUUUAUUUUUGGUAAUUUAAGUAAAAAAGAGUGAAACCCAUGUAUUAUUUAUGCUUAUGUCUAAUGAUUAGAUUCUGAUUAAACUGAUUAGAUUCUGAUUAAGGCUUACAGCUAAGGAAAGACCAAAUUUAAAUCAUUUAAAAAAAAAGACCAAAUGACAUACAUCCAUGGAUUGUAGAUUACAUGGCAACUAUGCAUGGAUUGCUGCAACAGUGGUAUCUCUGAUUGGCUGGUAAUCAACUGGUCAGGGUAACCAGAUGAUUUCUUGGUGCAGCCCUGGUUAUCUGUUAUUGUUGUAUUUGGAAGUCUUUUUUUGUUUUCUCCUAGCUAUCUUCCUUUUUUUUAAUCUAAACUGAUUUAAAUGUUUUAAGCAAAAUUUGGACCUGUUUGUCCUUUACACACAUCCAAAUUGAAAGGAUCAAUGUUUUAUUUAGCAAAGUUCUUCCAAAAUUUUGCAUUAAAAACAAGUAAACAAGUAAAAACGGGAUACAACAACAUAAAUGGGAAAAGGUGUAAAACAUGGAAAUUGAUAGAGCAAAGACGAUCGUCUCAAGGAUUUUAGGAUGGCAGUAACAGAUAUUAGUCUGAUGCAGACAAUUAACAUGGUAUCUGUCAUGUACCUAUAUUGCAAUCCGAAGCUGUAAAAAACAUGA
Messenger RNA from Cyprinodon tularosa, 3749 nucleotides. It is a transcript of the gene angpt4, whose product is annotated as angiopoietin 4. The record is from RefSeq and is a predicted model, not a curated record. Bases 672 to 2237 code for a protein of 521 amino acids. NCBI's taxonomy places the organism in Eukaryota, Metazoa, Chordata, Actinopteri, Cyprinodontiformes, Cyprinodontidae. The transcript is spliced from 10 exons.